Naumovozyma castellii is the source of this 537-nucleotide messenger RNA. RefSeq lists its product as uncharacterized. Lineage: Eukaryota; Fungi; Ascomycota; Saccharomycetes; Saccharomycetales; Saccharomycetaceae. Bases 1 to 537 code for a protein of 178 amino acids. The transcript has a single exon. The record is from RefSeq and is a predicted model, not a curated record.
AUGGUCGAGUUCGUUGUUAGGGAUCCUCCCAAGAAAGUUAUUGAAUCCGAUGAACCGCUUAGUAAAGAUGUUAUUCGAGCAGUCAUAGCGUCUGGUUGCUCUUACACAAAUUGUCCAGAAAUAUUAACUAAUAUCCAUCGUAAACGAACCGUCGUUCGGUCAUUAGCUGUUGGUCCCGAAAUGGUAUGUGAAGAAUGUGGAUAUUUCUGUUUUGAAGUUGGUGGAGAACGAUACGAAAUAGAGAUGCCGAUUAUUAAAAACAAUGGCUUUGACCUUAUCUCUAUUACAGACCAUGAUAUUAUUAUAGAGAAUGGAUUCGACUUGCGUCGAACUGAAAUGGGUUUACAAUUGAUUAAAGGGAACUUAGUUAUACCUACAGUAAAAAUUGGUAAGUUAUCUUACUUGGAAUUCUCUCCGAAAGAUGGAAUGGGGAUUCUCAAGAAUAUCAAUUUUCCAAGAAGAGACAUUAGGGUGCUAACCUAUAGUUGUACAAUUUUGAGGACUGAGGAUACAGAAGAUGAGAAUGCUCUUAACUGA